AUCUAAAUCUUGAUUUAUACGUUUCAUAUCAAGCCGUAGAUACCUAUCAGCAGCAGUCCAUCCCGCGUACACCGUUGAUGUUCAUUUCCACAAUCGAAUUCAUCGGAUUUCCACCGACAUCAGCUGCUUACACACUCCGCAUACCCACACCCAUCCGGAUCCAGUCCCUUCUCUCGUAAUUCACUUUCCACCACACUUUUCCAGUUCAUACAUCUCUUGUCUCCAAUGGAGUACAGAAGAAUCAAAGAUCAGGAUAAGAUUGGGGAUCCUGUUAAUGAAGACAUUGAGAGCUUACGUGGCAAACCUAUUUUGGAUGUUGCUGCACCUUAUGAUAAAACAAAGUGGAAGAUGAAGUCGGUUGUUACGUUAGCGUUGACUUUUCUUACGAGCUCCCAGGCCAUACUUAUCGUCUGGUCGAAAAGAGCUGGAAGAUAUGAGUAUAGUGUCACAACGGCUAACUUUUUGGUUGAGGCUUUGAAAUGUGCACUAUCACUUGUGGCAUUGGGUAGAAUAUGGAGAACUGAAGGUGUGACUGAUGAUAAUAGGUUGAGUACAACAGUGGAUGAAGUUAGUGUUUAUCCCAUUCCUGCAGCACUCUACCUUGUCAAGAAUUUGCUCCAGUACUAUAUCUUCGCGUAUGUGGAUGCUCCAGGGUAUCAGAUACUCAAAAACCUGAAUAUCAUCAGCACCGGUGUGUUGUACCGCAUAAUUCUCAAGAAGAAGUUAAGCGAGAUCCAGUGGGCUGCUUUCAUUUUACUCUGUGCGGGUUGCACAACAGCACAGCUUAAUCCUUCUUCUGAUCAUGUUCUUCAGACUCCUUUUCUAGGCUGGAUGAUGGCCAUUGUCAUGGCACUCUUAAGUGGUUUUGCUGGAGUGUACACAGAGGCUAUAAUUAAAAAACGGCCUUCUAGAAACAUAAAUGUGCAGAACUUUUGGUUAUAUGUGUUUGGGAUGGCGUUCAACCUUAUUGCAAUACUGGUCCAAGAUUUUGAUGCUGUUGUGAACAAGGGAUUUUUCCAUGGAUAUUCGCCAAUUACCGUUCUCAUGAUUAUCAACCAUGCCCUAAGUGGGAUCGCUGUGUCGAUGGUGAUGAAGUAUGCCGACAAUAUUGUGAAGGUUUACUCGACAUCUGUAGCAAUGCUACUAACAGCAGUUGUUUCUGUAUUUCUGUUUAAUUUUCAUCUAUCACUCGCUUUCUUCUUGGGAUCCACUGUCGUUUCAGUUUCGAUCUAUUUGCAUUCCAUUGGAAAGCUGCAGAGAUGAUGAUGCCAGAUUCGUUUUGUUUUUUCAUACAAUCCAGCGUUGAAUGUAGUCGUGUAAUUUGAGUUCAAUAGUCACCGUCAGUUUUAGAAUGUACUACAUAUCACUUAUGAUAUAAACAUAUACUGUGGCUUGUCUAAAUUCUUUUAUAUGUUAAAGAUAUCAUUCAGACA
Helianthus annuus (common sunflower) is the source of this 1433-nucleotide messenger RNA. RefSeq names its product CMP-sialic acid transporter 2. NCBI's taxonomy places the organism in Eukaryota, Viridiplantae, Streptophyta, Magnoliopsida, Asterales, Asteraceae. Gene Ontology annotation, cellular component: Golgi membrane. The record is from RefSeq and is a predicted model, not a curated record. Gene Ontology annotation, molecular function: pyrimidine nucleotide-sugar transmembrane transporter activity. Gene Ontology annotation, biological process: pyrimidine nucleotide-sugar transmembrane transport. The transcript is spliced from 15 exons. Bases 226 to 1263 code for a protein of 345 amino acids.